GAACUAGUAUUUAGUAGCCUGAGUUGUUACCUUAGGAAACACUGACAUCAUUCGCUGCUUGUUGCUGCAAUGCCGAACGACCUCAAUACAGUUGCAAGAAUUAUGACAUAAUGUGGACCUAUUAUAGAAAUGGAACUGUACUCAAGAAGAAGAAAGACAGGGAGAACAAAGAUAUAACAUUUCCAGCCAUUUCCAAUGGACCUACUUCUUUCUCCAAGGAUAACAAGAACAAGUCUCAUUCUCAGCGGGUUCAGGAUCUCUUCUUUUCCCACUGUCUUUCCGAUCAUGGCAUCGUGGGCAGGAAGGUCAGAACCACUAAGAAGGCGGACAACCAGUGGAGUACCCCUUUCACCAAAGUGAAUGAGGAGGCAGAGUCGCACAUAAAGGCACAUCUCAGGUAUCAUUUACAUCAACGCCAUGUCAAGGCUUACACUCGAAGCACACGGGAAGAGGAGAAAGAGGCCGGAAUGCUACACCUGCUGAAUACACAGGGUCAUUUAUUUAAGGACAAGACAUUGAAGACUUUAUUAGGUGUGAACGGGCAUGAAGGCCUCCAGGAUGACUGUCCUGAGAUGCUGCAGAGUCUGGUGGACCUGGGGCAGGUGGAGGAAGACAGGGAAGAGGAAAAGGUGAAGGAACAAGUCGGCGUGCGGAAGAACGUCGACUCCUGGAACCAAAGCUUUACAGGAAGUGGGAAACGUCCACCAGAUGGGUCGUCCACAGGUCAUGUGGACGACCACACGGAGGAAUACCCAACAGAAAGGGGUCCUCGUCAUGCAAGUCACACUGUGUCAGAUGACCUUAAAGGAGAGGUGGUCCCUCCCUUCUGUGCCAAGAAGAGAAGGUUCAUGGUUUACAUAUGUGGAGGAUACAAGGACACCGUGGCAGAGAGGAGUACCCUGAUGGAGAACGUUUUCCCCGGCUGUACCUCUACUGUAUAAAGAGAGGCUAUGGCUUCAAGAUGGUGGACCUGCGCUUGGGGGUGGGAGACCCUGUGUGGGACACACACGACACAGCAGAGCUACAUGUGGACGCCCUCCGACAGUGCCAGCAGACCGAGGGACCAAACUGUGUCCUCUUUCUAGGCCAGAAGCAUGAGGUCCAGACCCUUCCCAGAACCAUCCCCAAAGAGGCCUUUGAGUCCAUCGUCAGGAUCGUGGAGAGAGACCGCCAGAGGAUGUCCAAGAGGAAGCCUUCAGGCAUGGACGACAGCACUGUCCAAUCCCAGUCCAGCCUCGCCACAGGCAGUGACACAGGCAGUUCCGUCUUCGAACCCUUUGACCUGAGGUACGCCGACCCACUCAAGAGUUCAGGGGUGGAAAGCGAGAAUUCCAUAUCCCAGGAUGCCCUGUCAGAUGCAGACGAGGACAGGAUUAGUCCCGUGGGGGCCAGGAGUUGGGCAGACUACGACGGGGAUCUGACCUUACUGCACAUGUGGUACAAGCUGGACGAGAACUAUUAUCCUCCUGUGUAUCAUCUGCUUCC
Molecule: messenger RNA, 1485 nt
Organism: Osmerus eperlanus (European smelt)
Lineage: Eukaryota; Metazoa; Chordata; Actinopteri; Osmeriformes; Osmeridae
Exons: 8
Coding region: 111-941 (276 amino acids)
Source: RefSeq, a predicted model, not a curated record